CCGCCUGGUGAGAGUGAAGUGCAGCAGCAGCCCUCAGCUGUGUGAGGAUGUGAAAAUGGAGACUUCAGAUGGAGGAAUGUCCACAUGGUCAGAAGUCUGUGUGAAGAAAGAGGAGACGCUGGAGCUGAACAUCAGCAGCCAUGGAGAUAACCUCCACACCAAACCUGAAGAUAUCCCCAUUAAAGAGGAAGAUCCUGACCAUGAAGACCAGCUCUACUGUGAGAUCUGCAAAUCCUUCUUCUUCAACAAGUGUGAGGUUCAUGGUUCUCCCCUCUUCAUCCCUGAUACGCCUGUCCCCAUGGGGGUCUCUGACCGAGCCAGACAAACUCUUCCUCCUGGACUAGAGAUUCAGGAGUCCAGUAUUCCUGAUGCAGGCCUGGGAGUGUUUAAUAAGGGGGAGACUGUUCCAGUAGGUGCACACUUUGGACCCUAUCAGGGAGAGCUGGUGGACAGAGAGGAGGCCAUGAACAGUGGAUACUCCUGGGCGAUACACAGGAGCAAUCAGUGUGAAGAGUACAUAGAUGCCAAAAGAGAAACAUAUGCAAAUUGGAUGAGGUAUGUGAAUUGUGCCCGUAAUGAUGAAGAACAGAAUCUUGUGGCAUUUCAGUAUCGAGGACAAAUUCUGUAUCGGUGCUGCCGACCCAUUGACCCAGGAGAGGAGCUCUUGGUGUGGUAUGAAGAGGAGUACACCAAAGAUCUCAGUCCUGUGUUUGAACACCUCUGGAACAAAAAGUGCUCCACAUAUGGCUCAAAUGUAACUGGAAAAAGAGGAGAAGAGCAGCCACAUCUUCAACACCUUCAACAACACCAGCGUGUUCACACAGCAGAGAAACCAUAUAACUGUUUUCAAUGCGGAAAGAGUUUUAAACGUCGUGGUGAUCUCAACCAACACCAGCGCAUUCACACAGGAGAGAAGCCGCAUCAUUGCUCACAGUGUGGGAAGAGUUUUAUUCGACAGGGUGAUCUUCAGCGACACCAGGGUAUUCACACAGGAGAGAAACCGUAUCGCUGCUUACAGUGUGGAAGGGGUUUUAACAGGAGGAGUAAUCUCCAGAGACACCAGUGCGUUCACACUGAAGAGAAGCUCUAUCACUGCUCACAAUGUGGAAGGAGUUUUAAUCAACAGAGUCAUGAACAAGCACAGCAGCAGAGCCACACAGAAGAGAAGCCAUUUCACUGCUCACAGUGUGGAAGUUUUAAUGAACAAAGUUCUACCAUCCAAACAACCCAGCAUAUUCGUACUGGAAAGAAACCGUAUCACUGCUCACAGUGUGGAAAAGGUUUUAAUCAACGGAGUAAUCUCCAACAACACCUGCGCAUUCACACAGGAGAGAAACCGUACCAAUGUUUACAGUGUGGAAAGAGCUUUAUUCGAAAGCGUGAUCUCAAACAGCAUCAGGAUUUUCACACAGGAGAGAAGCCGCAUCACUGCUCACAGUGUGGAAAGAGUUUUAUUCAUAAGAAUAAUCUCCAAAGACACCAGCGCAUUCACACAGGAGUAAAGCCGUAUCAGUGUUUACAGUGUGGCAUGGCUUUUAAUCGACAGCGUGCUCUCCAACAACACCAGUUCAUUCACACAGUAGUGAAGCCGUAUCACUGCUUACAGUGUGGAAAGGGUUUUACCGAAGAAAGUAUUCUCAGACGACACCAGCGCAUUCACACAGGAGAGAAGCCGUAUCACUGCUCACAGUGUGGAAGGGCUUUCACUCAACAGAGUCAUCUCCAACGGCACCAGAGCAUCCACGCAGGAGAGAAGUCAUAUUACUGUUCGCAGUGUGGGAAAAGUUUCAUUCGACAAGGUGAUCUCCAAAGACAUGGGCGCAUUCACACAGGAGACAAGCCGUAUCAGUGCUCGCGGUGUGGGAAGAGUUUCAAUCGGCAGAGUAAUCUCCAAAGACACCAGCUCAUUCACACUGGAGAGAAGCCGUAUCACUGUGGAAAGAGUUUUCUAGACCAAAGUCAUCUCUGAAAGAAACAUGACUAUUUUCACAUUACAGAAUGCCGUUUUAAUUCAGUUACAUUUCAUUUGUAUGGUACGUCUGGAUGUUUAAAAUAAAUAAGUGUAGACAACAAGCCAGAGGCAGUGGUGGUGAGGAGAAAUUCCCGAAGAUGACACGAGGGAAAAAACACUUGAAAGGAACCAGGCUCAACUUAGUUAAACUCAGAUCAACACAAAGUAUAUAUACAGGAAUACGGUUAAAAAUAUUAGAUAGUUCAUUUUAUGAUGAAAUCUGGUCUGUACGUCAUUUCAGUUAGCUAGCUUAAGGUUUAUAUGCCAAACACUACAUUUUUGGAUUGUAGUACAGACCGAUAUGAAACACCACCGCCUGUGUCCCCGUCUAUUAUUAACUUCAUUUGAAACCUGUAGAGGGCAUGAGCAUGAUUCAUUUCUCUUUUAAGGGUUCAUCUGUUUUCUGUUGUUUGUUUUGUUACUUUUUAUAUGUUCUCUUGUUUCUUUUGCUGUGUAAUACUUGAUUUUGGAAGGCUGUAAUCGUCCCUUAAAAAACCGGUUAAAUAAACAAAAAUACCGCCUAAUA
Clarias gariepinus (North African catfish) is the source of this 2537-nucleotide messenger RNA. Its product is annotated as zinc finger protein ZFP2-like. The transcript has 6 exons. The record is from RefSeq and is a predicted model, not a curated record. NCBI's taxonomy places the organism in Eukaryota, Metazoa, Chordata, Actinopteri, Siluriformes, Clariidae. Gene Ontology annotation, cellular component: nucleus. Gene Ontology annotation, biological process: regulation of transcription by RNA polymerase II. Gene Ontology annotation, molecular function: histone methyltransferase activity; DNA-binding transcription factor activity, RNA polymerase II-specific; protein binding. Bases 56 to 1969 code for a protein of 637 amino acids.